Aspergillus nomiae NRRL 13137 is the source of this 660-nucleotide messenger RNA. RefSeq lists its product as uncharacterized. The annotation marks the transcript as partial. NCBI's taxonomy places the organism in Eukaryota, Fungi, Ascomycota, Eurotiomycetes, Eurotiales, Aspergillaceae. The transcript has a single exon. The record is from RefSeq and is a predicted model, not a curated record.
UCACAGCCCCCUCAAUCGGCACCGACACCGAAGCGUACCUGAAAGCGGUGCAAUUCAUCGUACACACGCAAAACAACGACUCGUUCUACGCGGCGCAAACCAUCCACGGCCCAACACACGACACCAACAUCCACUCGUCGCCGGCGAUCUCGCUGCGCCACGCAGCCUGCCUGAUCGCGCUGCGACAAGAGAUCUGGAGCGCAUUCCUGCACCAACGGCCCGUGCGGCUGCCCAUCUCCCCGCAGAACGACUACGACGCCUUCCCGACCACCUGCGACUUCAUCUGGGCCAACCGCAUCCUCGUCUGGUGCGCCGACCUCCUCAACUUCACCUUCGACAGCCACACCAACACCAAGUACCCGACGCAGGCAUCGCGUCUCGCGAAAUGGAACUCCCUGAAAGCCUUCGAGACACACUGGAACACCCACAAGCCCCUCUCCUACAAACCGGUCUACUAUGCUGCCCCUGAGCCCGAGAAGGCGUCUUAUUUCCCGACUAUCUGGCUCAUGAAUGAUAGCCAGGUCGUGGCUGAGCAGCAUGUGGAGCUGGGCCGGAUUCUGCUCGCUGUGUCGAAUCCCGGGAUGCAGCGGCUGGGGGCCGGGGCUGGGGCGCUGAAUCGGGGCCUGGAGGCGGAGUUGAGGGCUAUUACGAGGAGGGUUA